UGCCAGUUGCCACCUCCUCUCUCUCUCUCUCUCUCUCUGCUCAAAAUUUCGAUUCUGUGGAUUCUUCUCUGUUCUUUAUUUUGAUGACCAACUAUGGUCGAUCUCAUGGCUUUCUUUCCUCAGCUAAUGGCUCCCCUCAUGUUCUUUGUAACCAAACCUUUUGUCUCUGCAAACUGGUGUUUAAAUUUGCUCUGAAAACUAUGUUUAUUGUGAUUCACACUUGGGUGGAGUUGCUGAUAUCCUCUAUCAGUUUCCAUCUGAAUUUGUUCCACAAGAUUAUCAUAUGGAUGAUUUCUCUUAUUUCUCUUCUUAUGCAAAUUGUUACUGCCUUGAAAAGGGAAAGGCUGCUGCAAGAACAUUUGCAUGAGAUGCAGAUUGAGUUGGAUAGUCUUGUGUUGGAUAGGAAGGAACUUCAAGACCAACUCCACAUAGCAAUGAAAGAAUGCAGAACUCUGGAAUCGGUGCUAGCAGAAGUUGAAGAGGAAAAUGAUAGAGUUAUUGCCAAAAUUGAAUUGCUGGAGGGUGAGUUGCAGAAUCUUAAAGUUGAAAAUCUUCAGCUGAAGGAAAUUCGGAGUAAAGACCAUUGGAGCUUUAAAGGACAUUAUGAUGCAGACGAUGCACCAAAUGAUGAUACUGAUGAUGCUGACGGCCAUGGCAUUUCCUAUGCGAGCCAAUCAUGUUGUAAUGGAAGUGGAAUCAUAUUUGAAGGCUUCAUGAUGCAAAAAGAUGCCUGGGAAGGUGAGGGCAAGAGGGAAGCAGAACUGUUCAAAUUCUGGAAAACUGGGUGCAAAGCCAGGUGGUCUGUCCAUUCAUUUUCACAUUGUAUCAUCUCAAGGAGCUUAGACAUAAAUGAGGGUCUGGGUCAGAGAAUGGAUGUUGCACUUUCACAGUCUGUUUUCAGUGCAGUGUUAUCCCUUUUGGUUGGAAUCAUUAUCUGGGAGGCUGAAGACCCCUGUAUGCCCCUUGUGGUAGCUCUUUUUGCUGUUCUUGGCAUGUCACUGAAAAGUGUGGUUCAGUUUUUCUCUACCAUAAAGAACAAACCUGCUUCUGAUGCAGUUGCUCUCUUAAGCUUCAACUGUUUCAUACUUGGCACACUCACAUACCCAAUGCUACCGAGGGUAGCCCAUAUUUUUGCACUAUUAACUGUAAGUUUUUGGACUAUGGACUGGGCUAGCUUGGUACGUAUUUCUUUAUUAGCUCAUUAAUCAACUUUUCUGUAGGAAGGCACGCAUCUUGUACAUUCUUGUAUCGAAAGCUGAGAGUGAGUUUUUUAGCUUAGCUGUAGUUUAUUCUUGUAUGGCUUCUGGAAUAUUAGGUUAAAUAGACUUGUAUUUUGGCCUUCUAAUUCUUGUUUCUCUUGUGAACUUUCGUAUGUAUGCAUAUCUUAUGGGUUGUUUCGGUAUUA
This is a messenger RNA of Hevea brasiliensis (rubber tree), 1405 nucleotides long. RefSeq lists its product as uncharacterized. The transcript is spliced from 3 exons. NCBI's taxonomy places the organism in Eukaryota, Viridiplantae, Streptophyta, Magnoliopsida, Malpighiales, Euphorbiaceae. The record is from RefSeq and is a predicted model, not a curated record. Bases 84 to 1205 code for a protein of 373 amino acids.